GUAAAUUGCCAGCAGUGUGCCUUCUCGAGUAGGUAUUGAUAUGGAGGUUAGAGAGCUCUUAAAACCUAUUGCCGUGAUUACAUAUACGUGUCAUAAUAAUAUAUAAUAAACGCGAGGGACGGAUGGUUUGAGAUUGCUCCCUCAACAUAGCAGUUUCCCUAACCUUCUCAGAUACGAUUUCACUCUUCGACAUGUCUACGAUUGCAAAGACUAUUGUGGCGACCGGCGCCACUUCAGGCUUGGGAUUUGAAUUGGUCAAGCAGCUUCUUGCACAAACACAGCCAUACAAGUUUAUCCUUGGAGCCAGAGAUACCAAGACAGCUCAAGCAGCUUACGAUGGACUCAAGUAUGACGGCAAUAGACACAGCUUAACUAUUGUCCCUUUGGAGCUAUCAAACCUGAGGACGGUCAAGACUUUCUCGCAGCAAGUUCUUGAUAAAGUCGGACAGGACAAGGUUGACUACCUGCUACUCAAUGCAGCAAUAGCUAUCAACGCUGACGAGCCCGGUCCUCAUGGUUCUAAGUGGAGCGAAGCUUACAUCGUCAACCAUCUUUCUCAGCAUUACCUUAUUCAUUUACUCCGAGAGAAAUUGGAGUCGUCCCGAUCGCGCAUUGUAGUUGUCUCAAGUGGAGCUGUGCGAAUGGUCAAAGACACCAGUUUGCUGGAUAAUGACGUCAAAGGCGCUUCAAAGACAGAGCGCAGCGUUUACAGCGCCACCAAAUUCAUUCAACUCCUCGGAGCUCACUGGUGGCGCCGCCAACUCCAAGGCAAAUGCGAUGUUGUUGCCGUCUCCCCUGGUUUGAUUCCCGGUACCGGACUUCCUCGAGGCACCAGCAUGCAAUUUACCUCGAACCAUCCAGAUGCCAAAAGUAUCCCCGAAGGUGCUCAAAGUAUCCUUCGUGCAUUCACGCGGGAUGACUUCCCUGAAGAUCCCGAUCAGAUCUUCUUAACAAGCUGGGGCGAAUGGUGGCCUAAGGAUGUAUUUGAGCUCAGUUUGGACAAGAACCUCCAAGACAAAUGGUCCCCGAGUAAAGAUGAGAUUGAAAAGGAAGAAGGCUUGACUGCUUGAAGUUCGGUGUCCGAAAUAACAGAUAAUUCGGGAAGGAGUGCUCUGGGAGACGCGCCCCACAGUCUUUCGGAUACGGACACGGCGACACACGGUGUCUCAGUACUUCGCGGACUUGAAUUUUUCUUGGCAUAGCCUAUCGCAUCCCAUACCGUUGCCUUGCGGAAAUUAAAUUAAAACUAAUACAGC
Messenger RNA from Annulohypoxylon maeteangense, 1256 nucleotides. Its product is annotated as NAD(P)-binding protein. NCBI's taxonomy places the organism in Eukaryota, Fungi, Ascomycota, Sordariomycetes, Xylariales, Hypoxylaceae. The transcript is spliced from 4 exons. Bases 192 to 1070 code for a protein of 292 amino acids. The record is from RefSeq and is a predicted model, not a curated record.